Hyposmocoma kahamanoa is the source of this 1208-nucleotide messenger RNA. RefSeq names its product EF-hand domain-containing protein D2 homolog (gene Swip-1). NCBI's taxonomy places the organism in Eukaryota, Metazoa, Arthropoda, Insecta, Lepidoptera, Cosmopterigidae. Gene Ontology annotation, molecular function: calcium ion binding. The coding region runs from base 156 to 743 and encodes 195 amino acids. The record is from RefSeq and is a predicted model, not a curated record. The transcript has 3 exons.
GGAGCGCGCGCGGAGUGCGAGGCACUGACUGGCGGCUGCGAACUCAGACCGGCUACGCCGCCAGUAAGGUCGCAAGCGUGCAAUCAGCCUCUCGCGUGUUCGACGUUCGAAUCUCAACAACAAAACCACUUUUUUUUGGCGCGGAAUUCAUAGCGAUGGCAGCCACAGAAGAAUUGAGCGACAUCCUCUCCAGGAGACAAGAAAUCAAUGAUAAGCUGGAAGAAGGUCUGGAAAUCAAACCAAAAUACAAAUUCGUGAACGUUUACACGGAAUUUCACGAGUUCUCCAGGAAGGAAAUAAAACAAUAUGAGCAGACCUUCAACAAGUUCGACGAAGGACACGACGGUUACCUGGAUCUGAGCGAGGUGAAGCGCAUGAUGGAACGACUGGGCGCGCCGCAGACUCACCUGGGCCUUAAAGCCAUGAUCACAGAGGUCGACGAGGACAUGGACAACCGGAUCAGCUUUAGGGAGUUCCUACUUAUUUAUAGAAAAGCCCGUGCGGGAGAACUAGAGGUAGACUCCGGUUUGGGCGCACUGGCCAGAUUGACAGAAAUCAAUGUGGAUGAGGUUGGAGUUAACGGAGCUAAGAACUUUUUUGAAGCUAAGAUUGAAGAACUCGCCAGAACAAACAAAUUCCAUGACGAAAUCAUUCAAGAACAAGAGGAAAAACGGAGGGACGCCGAAGAAAAAGCGUUGAGGAGGCAGAGAUUCAAAGAAAAGGCCGCCCUAUUUCAACAGUGAUAAAAUUUUGUAUUACUUGUUGCAUGUCUAAUUGUCUAGUCUAUAAGCUGUUACCAUGGCUUUGAAGAAAUAGGUUAUUACUUUUAAAGAAAACUGUGGAAGAGUCGUUUUCUUAUUAACAAUUGAGAAGAUAGAUCUAUUUUGAAGUUACUAUGUAUUGAUGUUGUAAGUUAUGAUUUAUUUUUAUAUAGUUUAAGUGUAAAGAAAUAACAGAUAUACAAUACAAAAUGCAAAAAAAUGGCUUAUGGCAUAGAGUUAGCCUGUACAGCUGGGCUUUUCAUUAAAUAUUGUAUAGCUCUUUAUUAAUGUGACAGAACUUAAUUGGUAUUUAAUAUUUGCUUGUAAGUUGUACCAAAUUUAAUUUUAAAUAUUGAUUUUGCUAUUGAAAGAGAUAUUAAACAUGUAAAGUUGCUAAAAAUUUUAUAUUAUAAAUCAGAUAUUAUGUAAACUAACAUAAUUUAAUGC